Pseudonaja textilis is the source of this 2482-nucleotide messenger RNA. The record is from RefSeq and is a predicted model, not a curated record. Lineage: Eukaryota; Metazoa; Chordata; Lepidosauria; Squamata; Elapidae.
CCUCAGGCCUGCUAUGCCGUUCCCGCCACCGCAGGAGUCGUCUCCCGCCCGCGGUUAGGCCCGAGCCUCGCCUCGAGUAGCCGUGGUGGUAGUGGUGUGUGCGUUUGUGUGUGUGGUUUUCUCCUCAGCGACGCAUCGAGGCAGGCCCGGCCUCGCGCGCGCGGCCGACACUCCAUCUCGAGCGAGCCGGCCAGCGGGCGCGCGCCCGCGCUGCCUCCUCCUCCUCCUGCCCGCCCGCCCGCCCGCUCACUCCUUCGCGGCCGUCGUCGUCGUCGUCGCCGCCGCCGCCCCCCGUCUUCCUCUUCGGCCGCCCCCGCUUGCCUCGUCUUCCUGCCUGCCUGCCUCGCCUAGCUAGCUGGCUGGCGGCGGCUCCACGGCGCAGGCCCGCUGCAGCGCAGCCGCUCUGAGCACUGACCAUUCAUGGAGGAACAUACGGUCACCCAGACGGAGCACAUGGCAACCAUAGAGGCCCACGCGGUGGCCCAGCAAGUCCAGCAGGUCCACGUGGCCACGUACACGGAGCACAGCAUGCUGAGUGCUGACGAGGACUCCCCGUCUUCGCCCGAGGACACGUCCUACGACGACUCGGACAUCCUCAACUCCACAGCCACCGACGAAGUGACUGCCCACCUGGCCGCUGCAGGGCCGGUGGGAAUGGCCGCCGCCGCUGCCGUGGCCACCGGUAAAAAAAGGAAGCGCCCUCACGUCUUUGAGUCCAACCCAUCCAUCCGCAAGAGGCAGCAGACGCGGUUGUUACGGAAGCUGCGGGCCACCCUGGAUGAAUACACCACGCGGGUCGGGCAACAAGCCAUCGUCCUCUGCAUCUCCCCUUCCAAACCCAACCCGGUUUUCAAAGUCUUUGGGGCGGCACCCCUGGAGAACGUGGUGCGCAAGUACAAGAGCAUGAUCCUGGAAGAUUUGGAGUCAGCGUUGUUGGAGCACGCACCUGCGCCGCAGGAGGUGAACUCCGAGCUGCCCCCGCUCACCAUCGACGGGAUUCCGGUCUCGGUGGAUAAAAUGACCCAGGCGCAGCUGAGGGCUUUCAUCCCUGAAAUGCUGAAAUACUCAACGGGUCGCGGAAAGCCAGGCUGGGGGAAGGAGAGCUGCAAACCGAUUUGGUGGCCAGAGGACAUUCCCUGGGCUAACGUCCGCAGUGAUGUCCGGACAGAGGAGCAAAAACAGAGGGUGUCUUGGACCCAGGCGCUACGGACGAUCGUGAAGAACUGCUACAAGCAGCACGGGCGGGAGGACCUGCUCUACGCUUUCGAAGACCAGCAGACUCAGUCAGUGACGGCCACGCACAGCAUCGCCCACCUGGUUCCCUCCCAGACGAUGGUCCAGACCUUCAGCAACCCCGACGGGACCGUGUCCCUCAUCCAGGUUGGCACCGGAGCCACAGUGGCCACUUUGGCAGACGCCUCCGAAUUGCCCACCACCGUGACGGUCGCCCAGGUGAACUACUCCGCCGUGGCUGAUGGAGAGGUGGAGCAGAACUGGGCGACGCUACAAGGGGGCGAGAUGACCAUCCAGACCACCCAGGCCUCCGAAGCCACGCAGGCCGUGGCCUCCCUGGCCGAAGCCGCUGUAGCCGCCUCACAGGAGAUGCAGCAAGGCGCCACCGUCACCAUGGCGCUCAACAGCGAGGCGGCCGCUCACGCCGUGGCCACUCUGGCGGAGGCCACUCUCCAGGGCGGAGGGCAGAUCGUCUUGUCCGGCGAAACGGCCGCAGCCGUGGGCGCGCUCACCGGGGUACCAGAUGCAAACGGCCUGGUCCAGAUCCCCGUGAGUAUGUACCAGACGGUGGUCACCAGCCUCGCCCAGGGGAACGGCCCCGUCCAGGUAGCCAUGGCCCCCGUGACCGCCAGGAUCACCGACAGCACCGUCACCAUGGACGGUCAGGCGGUGGAAGUGGUCACACUGGAACAAUGACAGCCAGCCAGGGCCGGAUGGUGACGCCGCGGCUUCUUCCUCUCUUCUCCGAUUUUUUCUACCACCUCUCCGGAAAUGCAAUCAGGAAGCAUUGGGAGUCUCACAACUUUGGACCAUGCAACCCAGAGCGGGAAAAGGGCGUGUGCGCACAUGGCGGGCGGGUCAUUCGAGCGGAUGCACCUCCUCCCACGGGAACGAGGAGGCUUGUCCGGACAGGUUACGCCCCGGCUUUCUUUGCAUGGAUCGCCCAUUCCGAAGAAGGGCGAGGAUCGGAAAGCUUUCCUGCCCUCUGUUUGUGAAGUCGGGGUCCAGGGCCCCUCCCACCUCCCUGGAGGACCCUCGCUGUUCCACCAUUCCCACGGAGCUCCCCCCUGCCAUCCUCACCUCCAGUAUUUAGGGCUGUUUUUCCUCGUACGAAUUUCCCACGAGGACAAGAACCGUCGAUGGACGAGAAUUUUCUCGCAAGGACGAGAACCAUCGACGGACGAGAAUUUUCUCACGAGGACGAGAACCAUCGACGGACGAGAAUUUUCUCGCGAGGACGAGAACCAUC